Saccharomycopsis crataegensis is the source of this 651-nucleotide messenger RNA. It is a transcript of the gene GLC8, whose product is annotated as PP1-complex regulatory subunit GLC8. Bases 1 to 651 code for a protein of 216 amino acids. The record is from RefSeq and is a predicted model, not a curated record. Lineage: Eukaryota; Fungi; Ascomycota; Saccharomycetes; Ascoideales; Saccharomycopsidaceae. Gene Ontology annotation, molecular function: protein phosphatase inhibitor activity. The transcript has a single exon. Gene Ontology annotation, biological process: regulation of signal transduction.
AUGUCUGAAACAGAGCAUCCCAAAGGGAUUUUGAGAAACAGCGAAACCCAUGACUACUCUCAUCCGGUGAACAGUGAUUAUGAUAGAAAGCUUGUUUUAGAAAACACCAAGAAGAACGCCGAAUUAUUCAAACAAACUUCGAGUGAAGGGGAUAAAAUCAGAGAGGAAAUUGCCAGGAAGAAGAAACUCCAUGAUGACGGUGUGCAUUUCAAUAAGGAGAACUUGGAAGAAAAUGAUAAAUUGAAAGCAUCAAUGACGUUCACCAAGAUCGACGAACCAAAGACACCGUACCAAGGCCCAAUCAGCGAGGAGAACGAUUAUUAUAGAGAUGAUAACGAAGACGAUGAGAAUGAUAAACAGGCAAAGGAAAAUGGCGGAUCAAUACCAGACUUCUCUUUAGGGGAAGGGGAAUGUGAUGUUUCUGAAGGAGAAGUGUUUUUGGAUUCUUUACAUGGUAGUAAAAUUAUUCCUUCAGAAAAAGAAGAAAUCAAUGAACCAUAUCCAGAAGCCGAAAAAGAAUUGAGUCCUGAAGAAUUGAAGCAUAAAAAGUUUGAAGAAAUGAGAAAGAAACAUUAUCAUAAUGAAGUUAUCAAUCCUUUAAAAAUGGCAUCGGUGUUGACCGAAGAAGAAGAUGAUGAGGAAGAAGAUUAA